AUGUUUGGAACCACUGUUAACCUGGGUAUCAGUCAGUCUGUUUUCAGACAGACGGCAGCUGAUAUUUGGCUCAAAGCCCAACAGGCUGUAAGGUCUGUUGGGUGAUACUGUCACUGUGGUACUGUAAUCUCUCUUGGGCAGAUGCACGUAACAUAAAUGGUAGUAGCAUCUGUCGACGGACUCUGGGAUGCAACGACUAACAAGGAACUUUGUUCUGGUACGCAGAUUUUUUGUCACUGAUCAUUUGGACAUAUCACGAUUUCGCAGGUGCUCGCAUCUUUUGAAUUUCGAAAGGCAAGGGGACAUUUGGCCGCAGACUUGCCCAAAACUUGCUGAGAGUUUCAGUUUAGAGGGGUGGAGACUUCGCUAGUCUCAUUAGUACAUUUUCAAACACGUCUCCCCCAUAAUUUAAUUGACAAUCUGACGCAAUUCCGAAAUAUUUUUGUUCUGGGUGUCCGAGAUUAACGGAAUUUUGACUACAACCACAAAUAUAAAAUACAGCUGUAUGACAUUAAAGUAAUCACACAAUCCCAGAACUAAAAUCACGUGAAAUGGCGUCAGCUACUCAUUGCGCACGUCUGUCCAUGAGAGAUGAACAUUUUAAAGGGGUAGUUAGUUCACUUUAUUUAAUCUUGCCCAUAAUCUAGCUAUAAUGUGAUAACCUGUUUUCUCUUAUAGGGUUUUUUCACACUUAGUCCCUUUCAGCCAACUUUUGUGCAGUGUGAACACUCAGACCCCUCAAAAGUGCCCCAAAAAGUGAACUGAACUGAGACCAUCUCGAGAGGUGGUCUGAGUUCGGUUCGCUUGAUUUCCAGGGUCCGGUUACCUUUUUUUUAUGUGAACAUAAAGCUCCCCAGGGAUAGAGGAAUGUGUAGUUUUGGUGGAAAAAGUUGUGUUUGUCAACUGUACAGUGUCCAUGUUGCUUGGGAUCGGAAUUGCCCGGUGCGAGAGAGGCAGGUUGGCAAUGGUCAGAGUAGUUCAGAGGGUGUCAUAUGCUGAGGCAGUGAAGAAACUAGAGAAGGAUGGGCCAAGGUUGAGGGAUCCUGAGAGGAUCUGUGUGAGUAGUAGAUCUGUGCUAGCACAGAGGGAUAGGCUAACGAGUGAUGUAUGCUUCAUAAUUGUUGGCUUCUUAGCGUUUAAAGAAAUGGGUUAUAGAAAUGGUUAUAAUCACCAUUGGCGUCGGCUAAUGGUUUUCCUAAUAAGAAGAGUUAAGUGGUGGUGUCCCAUCCUCCCGGACCAUUGGCAUGGUGUAAAAGCAGAUAGGGUCAAAGUAGUGGAAUGGGGUAGUGGGUUUUCAACGAGUGUAGGGUUAGUCAGAAGGGUGACAUUUUUUUGUUUGUUUGUUUUACAAACUGUAAUGGAUUUACACUCCAGUCCAAUUGGUGGCGGUAAUGCACCUUAUGAUUGCCAACCGCCAUUUAACAACCAAAGAAGAAGAAGAAGAAGAAGAAGCAGAAGAAGCUCCACAGGUUCGUUUGUCAUUAUUCCCAUUCCCGCAGCACACACUAGACUGAUGUUGUACGUGUGCUGUUUUUGGAUAUUGAUUUGCUAUUGUUUAGGAUGCACAGAAAUUCCAAAAUAUGUGUGGAUUAUUAGUUCAGAUUAUUUGUUUGCAAUAUGUGAUCUAUAGGCUAAGAGAGUUUCAUAAACAGUUUAUUCGAUAUUGGGGUUUGAAUAGUGUGAGAAGACAAUUUAUUUGGUGAGAAUCACACAAAAUCAAUUCUAGCUGUUAAAGGGGCUGUAGCCUACAUUGGGUGUACAAUUUUCAAUUCCAGCAAUAUUUAAUCUGCAGUUAUUCUUCUGCUUUUUAUUCUGUUACUAGUAAUAUUGACAUGUUAAUAGUACCUUCUGAUUACAAUUAUUGUUUCAUCUUUUAACUAAAUGCAAUCUAUUAGCUUCCAAAGUGUAAGUAGGUAUCUAGCUGUCCGAUAGCACAUUCUGAUGGAAUGGCUUGUCCUGCAUUUUGUAAAAACCCAGAGUGUAUUGAGUGAAUGUUGGAAAAAGAUCUUGGUUCCUUUCUAAACAUAGCGAUGUGAAUGCAAAGAGGACAGACCAAUGAUGGCAUAUAACCUAAUUUUAAUGGUGCUUUAUGAAGCUUAUGUAAAGUUCUUCAUUAACAUUGUUUCCAUUUUAAUUUGUUAAAGCUCAUUCAUUUCUGUAUCUACGAUGUAAAUAUGUUACACUACAUUUAUUUUGUUUUCUUGUUGCCUGAGCGAGACAUCCCUGAAAUCCCUGGCUCUGGUGGGGUGUUCAGCAUUUUAGCACCUGGAAGCUGAUUUUUUUCUACUAAUCCCAGAUUGUCCCAGCCCAGCGAGCACUCUUCAUCUGGGUGAAGAGGAACAUCAAAGUCAUCAUCUACUGUGGCUUGUUUGUCGAAAGCCAGUUAUUUUUGUUUGAUGCUGCUGUUAAUAUUUCAGUAGUUUUUCUCAUCAAUGCCUCUGGAACUAACAGCACACCUCAACGCAUGACACUGCUUCUGGCUCAAAUGGACUGUGUUACACAAGGAGGCAUGUCUUUAUGUGAAAAUGAUCUUUGUCAUGAAAGAGAGCGGAAGCCCCUUUUCCUCUCCCCGACUGCAGAGUCAGAUGAGGGUCACCAUCACUUCCUUUGUGCUCUGUGGAUCUUCACUGAUUUCUUCAGCUGGAAACCUUCGCCGAUAAUGACACCUUGA
Molecule: messenger RNA, 2671 nt
Organism: Coregonus sp. 'balchen'
Lineage: Eukaryota; Metazoa; Chordata; Actinopteri; Salmoniformes; Salmonidae
Source: the annotation of a GenBank genome assembly